Scaptodrosophila lebanonensis is the source of this 876-nucleotide messenger RNA. RefSeq names its product iron-sulfur cluster assembly scaffold protein IscU (gene IscU). The record is from RefSeq and is a predicted model, not a curated record. Lineage: Eukaryota; Metazoa; Arthropoda; Insecta; Diptera; Drosophilidae. Gene Ontology annotation, cellular component: cytoplasm; mitochondrial matrix. Gene Ontology annotation, biological process: iron-sulfur cluster assembly; intracellular iron ion homeostasis. The coding region runs from base 80 to 541 and encodes 153 amino acids. Gene Ontology annotation, molecular function: ferrous iron binding; 2 iron, 2 sulfur cluster binding. The transcript has 3 exons.
UUGAAGUAUUUGUGAGUGCGAGCUAUUUCACAAGAUACUUUUGAUCGAUACUGUUCUCGGGAAUUCUAACAAAAUAAACAUGUCGUUGGUGCGUACUUCCCGCUUGCUGCAAAGCCAGCUAAAACGCGUGAACAGUGUACCUGUCAUGCUGUAUCAUGAAAAUGUCGUUGAACACUACGAGAAUCCGCGGAACGUUGGCUCUCUAGAUAAGAAGGAUGCCAGCGUCGGAACUGGCCUGGUUGGUGCCCCAGCUUGUGGCGAUGUGAUGAAAUUGCAAAUCAAGGUCGAUGAAAAUGGAAAAAUCAUUGAUGCCAAGUUCAAAACCUUUGGUUGCGGCUCGGCAAUUGCUAGCAGCUCACUGGCCACUGAAUGGGUCAAAGGCAAGUCUAUUGAUGAGGCCGGGAAACUGAAGAACACAGAUAUUGCAAAGGAGUUGCGUUUGCCGCCCGUCAAAUUGCAUUGCUCCAUGUUAGCUGAGGAUGCCAUUAAAGCCGCUCUAGCCGACUACAAAAUUAAGAAAGAAAAGCGGGAGUCUAAUUGAUUUCAAGCAAGUUAUGCAAAUACAUAAAUACUUUUAUGAACUACAACAACUAUACAACUAUAAACGAUAAACUAUACAGUAGAUGUACGAUUAGAAUGUUUUCAUUAGUUUUUAAAAUCGGAACUUAGAGGUAGCCUGAACGUUUCCGCUAUGAAAUUGUGCGCGAACCAAACAGAAGAAGGCCUCUGAUUUUGUUUGGUUGUGAAUGGAUGUUUGUAUAAAGUGUGUUGAAGAAUCUAUUAUUCUAUUAUAAAACGCUAAGGAUGCAUUAAAUUUUCUGCUUUAGGCAAUGUAGCUUAACAUAAACAUAUUAAAUUAAAGUUGUUUUUCGUUAA